Messenger RNA from Protopterus annectens (West African lungfish), 817 nucleotides. RefSeq names its product protein S100-A9-like. The coding region runs from base 144 to 674 and encodes 176 amino acids. Lineage: Eukaryota; Metazoa; Chordata; Ceratodontiformes; Protopteridae. The transcript has 5 exons. Gene Ontology annotation, molecular function: transition metal ion binding; calcium ion binding. The record is from RefSeq and is a predicted model, not a curated record.
CCACGCCCGAAUUUUAGAAGCAUCACUAAUACUCAAAAUUAGUAGCGUAAGAAGCAAGAGGCGGGGUUUUAUGAUAUAAAACCUGCAAACGUAGACCCCUCUAUACUUUGUGCCAGUUGUAUUUCUCCAUCCUAACCUCCAGAAUGGCUCUUCUUGGUGGCAUAUUUGAUAUUUUGGGUGCUUUCCACCAUUAUGCUGGAAAGGGAGGAGAUCCGAAGAAACUGAACAAAAAGGAGGUCAAGGAGCUACUUGCGGAACAGUUGGGACUGGCUGAAUGUGAAUGCCCAAGUGGACAAAUGGAUGAAUGUUUGAAGAGUCUAGAUGAGGAUCAAGACGGAGAGGUGGAUUUCUGCGAAUUCAUGCCCUUGCUGGCAGGUUUUACAAUACUUAUAGAGACUGAGAAGGAGGCACCCAGUACUCUGCUUAAGGGUAUUCAGACCAUCAAGAAGGUAUUUGUGGACUAUGCAUCAAAGGAAGGUGACCCAAGUACACUGAGCAAACAUGAAGUGAAACUACUUCUGCAGGAGCAGCUCUAUGGGGAAGAGAAACUUGACAAGGCGAAGGCAGAUGAACAUUUUAAGGAGCUUGACUUGGAUGGCGAUGCACAAGUGGACAUUGUUGAAUAUUUUGUAUUUCUGGCAACAUUGUGUACUUGUAUAAAUGACCUCCUCUAGGAUGGAUACAAUUAACAAACGUUUCCUAAAUUAAUUCAGUAAAAUAACUUUUGCAGUUCUUGUAUUAGUAUUAAUGUAGUUUUCUAAAUGGGGGAUGUGUGCAUACUUGUAUGAAAACGUACAUAAAGACCAUUUUGAAAGGA